This is a messenger RNA of Panicum hallii, 2502 nucleotides long. Its product is annotated as calmodulin-binding protein 60 B-like. Lineage: Eukaryota; Viridiplantae; Streptophyta; Magnoliopsida; Poales; Poaceae. Gene Ontology annotation, cellular component: nucleus. Gene Ontology annotation, biological process: regulation of salicylic acid biosynthetic process. Gene Ontology annotation, molecular function: DNA-binding transcription factor activity; calmodulin binding; sequence-specific DNA binding. The coding region runs from base 258 to 2204 and encodes 648 amino acids. The record is from RefSeq and is a predicted model, not a curated record. The transcript is spliced from 9 exons.
GGGCCGUAAAGAAAGGCGGAGGCUGGCGAGAGCGAGCACAAGCGGAGCACCACCCACGCCACGCACGCACACCGGCGCUCGCCGCCACACUCAUCAGAGAGGCGCACGCGCGCGCAGAUCUCCCGCCGCGGCCCAGCCCUCGCGAUUCCGGCCGGAGGGGUGCCGCCCUGGACGCCGGCGCCUUCGAUUCGAUCUGACGGCCCCCGGCGGCGGCUGCGGAGGGCACGGGGGGAGGCUAGGGUUAGGGUUCCGCCGCGAUGCAGCGGCCGGGACGGCUGCAGCGCUCGGGGUCGAAGCGCGGGCUUGACCCCACCGGCGGCGGCGACGACGACGACCAUGCGCCCAAGCGGCCGCGCGUCCCCGCCCUCGCGAGUGUCAUUGUGGAAGCUCUCAAGAUGGACAGUCUGCAGAAGCUUUGUUCAUCGCUCGAGCCCAUUCUCCGAAGAGUUGUAAGCGAAGAAGUAGAGCGUGCUUUAGCCAAAUUGGGCCCUGCUAGGAUCCAAGGAAGAUCCUCCCCGAAACGAAUUGAAGGCCCUGAUGGUAGAAAUCUUCAGCUUCAGUUCAGGAGCCAGUUGGCUCUUCCAAUCUUUACUGGUGGAAAAGUUGAAGGUGAGCAGGGAGCAGCUAUACAUGUUGUGCUGCUGGAUGCAAACACUGGAUGUGUUGUUACCUCAGGACCUGAAUCGUUUGCAAAACUGGAUAUCCUUGUGCUCGAGGGCGACUUUAAUAAAGAGGAAGAUGAGGAUUGGACAGAAGAAGAGUUUGAAAAUAAUAUUGUCAAGGAGCGUGAAGGGAAGAGGCCUCUUUUGACGGGUGACCUGCAAGUGACUCUUAAAGAAGGUGUUGGAACCAUAGGGGAGCUUACCUUCACUGACAACUCCAGCUGGAUAAGAAGCAGGAAAUUCAGACUUGGGCUGAGGAUUGCUCCUGGCUUUUGUGAAGGUAUUCGUGUCCGAGAGGCCAAGACAGAAGCUUUCCCCGUUAAGGAUCACAGAGGAGAAUUGUACAAAAAGCACUACCCACCUGCGUUGAAGGAUGAUGUUUGGAGAUUAGAAAAGAUUGGCAAGGAUGGUGCAUUCCACAAGAAGUUAAAUGCCAGUGGAAUCUACACGGUUGAAGAUUUCCUCCAGCUUCUUGUUAGGGAUCAGCAGAGAUUACGCAGCAUUCUGGGCAGUGGCAUGUCAAAUAAGAUGUGGGAGAGCCUUGUUGAGCAUGCAAAGACUUGUGUCUUAAGUGGAAAGCAUUAUAUAUAUUAUGCUAGUGACACAAGAAACGUUGGUGCAAUAUUCAAUAACAUCUACGAGUUUACUGGUUUGAUUGCUGAUGAUCAGUUCAUUUCAGCAGAAAGUCUCACAGACAAUCAGAAGGUCUAUGCUGAUGCAUUGGUAAAGAAGGCAUAUGAGGACUGGAUGCAUGCUGUAGAAUAUGAUGGCAAGGCACUCUUGAGCUUCAAGCAGAAAAAGAAAUCUGUCACAACAAGAAGUGACACUGCAGCUGCUUCAACAAGCAAUCCUGCUUCAUAUGGUUCGGCCAAUUCACAGAAACAAUUGUCCCUGCCAGCGAAAUCUGGACAACCUGCCUCGGCGGGUAGUAUGAAUGAUGCAGAUGGAACUAGAAGUGCAUACAAUGGAAACCAGUCAGCAAGAUAUGCAGACAACACUCAGAACAUUCCCACAAACAUCACCAUGCAAUAUGACAGGAGUGCACUGUCGCCAGAAAGCCAGUUUAGUGGUUCAUCGCUUCAGGCUCAAGCUUCAAGAGGGUCCAAUAUGCUAGCAUUGGGACCUCCGCAGCAACAGAACCAAAGUUUUGAAUUCCCAGCGCUUGGUCAGUCCAUGCAGUCAGGGAUAAAUCCUUUUGAUCAAUGGUCGCAACCACAGGAGAACCGUGGUGGGGUUGAUGACUACUUGAUGGAGGAGAUCAGGAUGAGGAGCCAUGAGAUACUAGAAAAUGAAGAAAUGCAGCAAAUGUUGCGGAUUCUGAGCAUGGGCGGCGCAGGAACCAACCUGACUGAAGACGGCUUCAACUUCCCUUCUUACAUGCCUACACCUUCCCCGAACUUGAGUGUUGAGGACGACCGCACCCGUGCGCCUGGGAAAGCCGUUGUCGGGUGGCUCAAGAUCAAGGCUGCCAUGCGGUGGGGGAUCUUUGUGAGGAAGAAGGCUGCCGAGAGAAGAGCUCAGCUUGUUGAGCUCGAUGACUAGAGGGAAAGUAUUAACAGCUGGAAGCAUGCGCUCUCGAGCUGGUCUUGUACCAAGGUUUCAUCGAUGUUGUUUGUGUACCUGGGUGGGCUCAGCUCAGCAAUGACCCUUAGGCGGACAGUUCUGGUCCUGAGCUUAAUUAUGGACAAAACUCUCUUCCAUUUUUCCUUUUGUAUAGCUCUUCCUACCAUUUUCCAUGCUUUUGUUUGUUUAGUGUGAUGCUAGUCCUGUUAUGAACCUUAACCUGAACUCUGUACAUUUAUUUGUUACAGAAUCCAAACAGGCAUUAAACAUUGGCACC